UUAGGACAACUUGUCUCCUAAGAAAAGCGUUAUUCCCCUUCCCACGAAAUCAAAUCGUCGUUUCCACCGAAAACCGUCGCCGCCUCACAGAUCUGUUGGAGAGACCAUAGAUUAGUGUUCCCAUGGCGCUCGAAUGGGUUGUGCUAGGAUAUGCCGCCGCCGCCGAGGCCAUCAUGGUGCUCCUCCUCACCGUUCCUGGCCUCGACGGUCUCCGCAAGGGCUUGAUCGCCGUCACCCGAAAUUUGCUCAAGCCCUUCCUCUCCGUCGUCCCGUUUUGCCUCUUCUUGCUUAUGGAUAUCUACUGGAAGUACGAGACUCGCCCCAGUUGCGAGGCUGACUCCUGCACCCCGACGGAGUACCUGCGACAUCAGAAGUCCAUCAUGAAGAGCCAGCGCAAUGCCCUCCUCAUUGCCGCCGCCUUGCUCUUCUAUUGGCUUCUCUACUCCGUCACCAAUCUGGUUGUUAGGAUCGAGCAGCUGAAUCAGCGGGUCGAGCGCUUGAAGAAUCGGGAUUGAGUCCCCUCAUGAUUGGGAAUUAAUGAGUCAAUCAGGGUUUGCAGAGUAUAACUCUUGUUUCGUGUGUUAUAUAAGAUGCGAUUUCUUUCAAUUUCUGUGUUCCUUUUCCUUUCAAUUUUCGAAUUUUGACUGCUAUUGUGUCGAUGGUAGUUUUGCCUGUUGAACAUUCUCUUUUUGGUUGAUUAUCCUGGUCAAUACGAUAUGAUGGAAACUUCGUAAGGGCCUUAUCUUUUGAUUCGCAUCAAUGGAUGUUGAUACAGUUUAUUCUGGAAA
This is a messenger RNA of Prosopis cineraria, 788 nucleotides long. RefSeq lists its product as uncharacterized. The transcript has a single exon. The record is from RefSeq and is a predicted model, not a curated record. Bases 123 to 515 code for a protein of 130 amino acids. Gene Ontology annotation, biological process: intracellular protein transport; endoplasmic reticulum to Golgi vesicle-mediated transport. Gene Ontology annotation, cellular component: endoplasmic reticulum membrane; endoplasmic reticulum. Lineage: Eukaryota; Viridiplantae; Streptophyta; Magnoliopsida; Fabales; Fabaceae.